Messenger RNA from Ylistrum balloti, 5431 nucleotides. RefSeq names its product PAN2-PAN3 deadenylation complex catalytic subunit PAN2-like. Gene Ontology annotation, molecular function: nucleic acid binding; poly(A)-specific ribonuclease activity; protein binding. The coding region runs from base 115 to 3921 and encodes 1268 amino acids. NCBI's taxonomy places the organism in Eukaryota, Metazoa, Mollusca, Bivalvia, Pectinida, Pectinidae. Gene Ontology annotation, cellular component: PAN complex; P-body. Gene Ontology annotation, biological process: nuclear-transcribed mRNA poly(A) tail shortening; mRNA processing. The record is from RefSeq and is a predicted model, not a curated record. The transcript has 29 exons.
UUUCUCAGCAUGUGUAGUUUGCCAGACAUGCUCUGUACUACUUAACAAGAUUGUUACCACAUUCAAGUAAUUUUCAUAUCAUUUGUCCUAAAUCAGUGACAACAUUCAGGAAACAUGGAUUUUAAUGGAAUACCAGUACCACAAAGUCAUGGCUAUCCAACCCCUCCACCAAUGGGUGGUCCAGCAGAUGUAAUGGGACAUGGAGAUCCAAUGAUGGCUCCAGGCAUGCUAGAGGAACACUAUGCACCACCCCCACAUGACAACAAUAUGUACCAGCAAGGACCCCAACACCAUGACAUUGGCCCCUACUCAGAACUUCAUAGUAUCCUGGUAGAUGGAGGAGACAGGUUUGGAGUUUCCCACUUGUGUUUUGAUACUCAGGAUCUGCUGUGGAUGGGAAAUCAAGGAGGUCAUGUGACAUCUUACUACGGCACAGAGCUGCAGAAGUACACUUCAUUUCAGAUUCACAAUUCAGAGGAUAUUCGGCAGAUUGUUCCUCUGGAGCGUGGCAUCUUGUCACUUACCCAGGGCAGUCUUCGUUGCUCACUCAGACGUGGGCUUUCAGUUUUCACAUAUACUGGUGCCAACAUGCACAACAUGCAGUGUAUGCUGAUGACGAGUUCUCACUCUGUGCUGAUUGGUGGACAUCAGACAAAAGCUCUUCAGUUAGACCUUGAAAUGCUCAAGGAAAUUAGAACGAUUGACAUACCAGAACCAGGAUGUGCUAUCUUCAGAAGUUCCAAUAAAUUCAUUUGUGCUGGCGACACAGGUGGGAAGGUGACCUUGUAUGACCCCAACACGAUGAAUGCGGAACAUGUACUGGAUGCUCAUAGUGGUACAUUGUCAGAUUUUGAUGUACAGGGUAAUCUGCUAGUAACGUGUGGAUUUUCUACACGGUUAAACAAUAUGACAGUUGACCGUUUCCUUAUGGUGUAUGACAUGCGUGUGAUGAGGGCAAUGUCUCCUAUUCAAGUGGUCAUAGAUCCCAUGUUCCUCAAGUUCAUUCCUUCCUUUAGUAACCGCAUAGCCCUCGUGUCACAGGCAGGACAAUUCCAGAUCAUAGAAACUACAGCCAUGACCCCUUCAGCCAUGAUGAUGUAUCCCAUCAACACACAAGGAGGUUAUGUCACUAGCUUUGAUAUCUCAUCAUCCUGUCAGGCACUGGCCUUUGGGGACACUGGUGGUUAUCUGCACUUGUUUGCGACGGGAGAACAAGCAGCCUUCAACACAUAUCAUCAUGCUCCUGAGUUUGCUGACCAUCUGGAACCUCUGCAGCAUAUUUCUUUAUCAGAUGAACUGACACCUCUAUCUAUCAUACCAAUGGUUUAUCCUACAAAUGGAACUCUGCUCUCUGAUUGGCCUGACCACCUGUGUGAGAGGACCUACAGGAAGCCGAAGAAAAUCGACCCUGAAAUACUGCGUAGCAUGAAAAUCCAACACAAUGUUGGUUAUGCUAAGAAUCUGGGAAAGGAAUGUCGUAACCAAACCCCGUACUUGAUGAAGUCAGAGAAGAAGAAAGGAAAAUCGGGUGUCCCAGAGUCACCAUUAGGCAGAGGUGAAGAUCCAUUCUUUGUGGUGCCGAAACGUUUCAGGAAGGUAGACCUGAAGUACUCUAAACUUGGCUUGGAAGAUUUUGACUUCAGACUUUACAAUAAAACACAUUUUGCUGGACUGGAAACACAUAUUCCUAAUGCCUACUGUAAUUGUAUGCUCCAGGUGCUGUACUUUAUAGAGCCACUGAGAUGUACAUUACUGAGUCACCUGUGUGAUAAAGAGUUCUGUCUAUCCUGUGAGCUAGGUUUCCUAUUCCAGAUGCUGGAUAAACAGAAAGGCCAAGCAUCACAGGCCAGUAACUUCCUGCGUGCGUUUCGAACAAUUCCGGAGGCUGCAGCUCUUGGACUGGUCUUGGCAGAGAAUGAGGAAAAUGAAGGGCACAUUAACUUGUCAAGACUGAUUCAGAGCUGGCAACGCUUUAUGUUCCCACAGAUUCACUCCGAAAUUCUUCAGAGAACUUUGAUGGAGGAUUCAAAAGAAGAGGCAGGGGAGGGAGCGAAUAAAACAGAGGAUGAAAAAUCCUCAGACAAACCCACUGAAACUACACCACCAAAGUCGAGGAAGAAGAAGAAAAAGAAAGGAAAGAAGAAAGGAAAAGAACCUACUGAUGAAGAGGAUAAAGAUAAGGCCGGCUCUCAAGGCGAUGAGAAGGAAGUGCAGGAACCACCGUGUGAAGAGAUAUAUGAGGAGACAUCAGUUUUGUCCAGUCUAAUGCAUCUGAAGAUGGUGACAACAUUAAAAUGUCGAUGUGGCCUUGAGACACAGAAAAUGUCUGACAACGCUCUCAUAAACCUUUCUUAUCCUGACUGUUCUCCGCCAGGUCCAAACAAGCCGCCCGUUAUGUUCACAUUUGCCCAGGUACUGAAACAUAGCAUGAUGAUGGAGCAGACCACGCAGGCUUGGUGUAAUGAGUGUGGUCGAUACCAACCUCACACUCGACUGAAAGUCAUACAGAAUCUUCCUGAUAUUUUGGCAUUUAACUGUGGACUAGAAAAUGUCAGAGACUUUGAAUUUUGGCUUAUUCAACAAAUGUUGAUCAAACAACAGAGAGAAGAGAGUGGAGAGAGUCUGUCUAGUACCAAUUCAGCACCCCACAUGUCCAGUUCUACCCAGGUUAUGUGUCGCUACGGACGCUCAUGUACCAGGAAAGGAUGUCGUUUCAAGCAUGAGCCUGGCCACGGAGAUAAAGACAAGGAACCAGAAGAAGACAUGAACUCUAUCUGGAUUCCUAUGGGCCUCAAAGUAGAACUCACUAGUGAAGGGAGAGUAGAAUUGGUACAAAUUCCAGAUGACGAACCCUUGCCAAAGGAGGAAGAUCCAAAUGUGAAGUAUUAUGAACUGUAUGCAACGGUGGCCCAUAUAAAGGACUCAAAGUCUGGCGGGAAUCUGGUGACACACAUCAACGUGGGAGAGACAUACCACUUCCGUAAGGAAAAUGUAACCUGUACACAGUGGUAUCUCUACAACGAUUUCUCUAUUACACCAGUAGAGAAACAUGAAGCAGUGCAAUUCAAUCUGGACUGGAAAAUACCUUGCACAAUUUAUUUCAUGAGAAGACAGGUUCAUAAACACUACGACAUACCAGUGAGGAAUCCAAUCUCGGCUGACAUUUUGUUUGAGGAUGUUGCUCUAGUCAACCCCCAAAGGAGAAAAGUGUCCUUUACACCUCUUUCUCCAGAAGAGCUCCCCAAAGAAGGGGACAUAAUUGCUCUUGAUGCUGAGUUUGUUUCACUGAAUCAGGAGGAAUCAGAGCUGAGAAGUGAUGGCACGAGGUCUACUAUUAAGCCCAGUCAUCUUACUGUUGCCAGAAUAUCCUGUAUCCGAGGACAAGGAGAAAAAUGUGGGGAACCAUUCCUUGAUGAUUACAUAUCUACACAGGAACAGGUUGUUGAUUACUUGACCCAGUAUUCUGGAAUCAAGCCAGGUGACCUUGACCCCACAGUGUCCUCGAAGCACCUAACAACCUUGAAAUCGACAUAUCAGAAAUUGAGAUAUCUGGUUGAUGCUGGUUGUCUGUUUGUAGGUCAUGGGUUAAAGAAAGACUUUAGAGUGAUCAAUAUCAGAGUUCCUAAGGACCAGGUGAUAGACACCGUUGAACUAUUCCAUAUUCCUCGUCAGAGGAUGAUCUCCCUCAAGUUUCUUGCAUGGUAUUUCCUCAAAUUGAAUAUUCAGUCAACAACUCAUGACUCUGUUGAGGAUGCCCGUACUGCUCUUCAACUCUAUCUCAAGUAUCAGGAGAUGUCCAAAGAAGGAAUGGACAAGGUCCGGGCCACCAUCAAGGAAAUGUAUGAAGAGGGUCGUCGCAUUCAGUGGAAGAUCCCAGACUUGGAGGAGGAACAGACUGAGGAACAAGUGGCACUGUUGUGAUUAGUAUAAUAUACUGGGAAAGUGAAAGAAGACACUGAAAUGGGUUUUCAGGGCAGCAUGAUAUUCAAUUAAGUAUUUUGUAUUAAUGGCUUGUAAAAUGAAUAUACUUACAGAAUGAGAGUAUAGCAUAUCAUUACUGCUGUGUGAUGUACUGGUAAAGUACUUUUUUUUAAUUAUUCAUUUUGAAAGGUGACUGAAAUGAAACUGAAAUUCACUACAGUCGUUUGUCUGCUGUUUUCUCCUUCAAUAGAUCAUUGAUUACAGAAGUAUUAAUAUGAAUAAUAUUUAAAGUAGAGAGAGGUUAUGCAGUCUAAAGUGAACGUAGCAAACUUGAGAGAGAGUCUAUGAUUGAAUGUGAAAAGAUAGUGGUCAUUUGCCUGACCACAUGAGUUUUUAAAAAGAUAAUGGUCACUUUCCUGACCACAUGGGUUUCUAAAAAGAUAACGGUCUUUUGCCUGACCACAUGGGUUUCUAAAAAGAUAAUGGUCACUUUCCUGACCACAUGGGUUUAUAAAAAGAUAACGGUCACUUUCCUGACCACAUGGGUUUCUAAAAAGAUAAUGGUCACUUGCCUGACCACAUGGGUUUCUAAAAAGAUAAUGGUCACUUGACUGACCACAUGGGUUUCUAAAAAGAUAACGGUCACUUUCCUGACCACAUGGGUUUCUAAAAAGAUAGUGGUCACUUGCCUGACCACAUGUUUUUUUCUGCGGGUACUCCUGUCAAUAAUAUCAGCACUGCCAUAUUGCCAGAAAGAGGGAUCAAUAUAAGAUAUUAUAUUUUGUUCACCAUUUUGGUAGAAAUUCAUUUAAUGAGACAAUACAUUUUACUGAAUCAAAUUUCAUUAAGAUUCUUGCUUGUUUAAGACUUUUAUUUUAUUUUGUAUAAUGGUUUCACUUCAACUUUUUCCUUGAAAUGAACCUUGAGACAUAGCUGCACAUAGCUGUUUGGAUUUUUGUAUGAGAUGGUAGAAAGCUGUCAAGACAUUAGAUUCACCGACUUUCAUGGUUACUAGAGAUCAAUAUAUGUCUUCUAUAGAACUACAAAAAUGUUGGCUUUUGUGCUGUAGUUUCUGGGACAAGUGGAAAGUUCAUCAAUGAAAAUGCCAUCAAACUAAAAGUGUUAAAGAUGAAAUUCAGCAACGAGGAUAACGUUUGGUGUUUUGUAACGAUUGCAUGGAUUUAAUUUUGAGAAGGAUUCUGUUAUUUAGUCAAAUACACCUUUGGAAAUAACUGUAGAAUGACCAACAUGACACAUAAUACGGAUGUUUUUUGUAGAAACUUUGGGCUUUGUAAUCUAGGAUUAUGUAAAUAAUUUCAAUGUUGAAUAAAAUGCAAUAUUUUCAACUGCGCAAUAAUUUUAUGAAAAAAAUGUAUAAAACAAGGUAAAGGCAAGGCCAAGUAUAUUUGUUGUGAGAAAUUUUGUGUACUAUACAGCAGACAUAGUGCUAAUCAUGGAUGAAUGUUGAGGCAUGUAUUCACAAAAGUUGAAAAAUAAAAUUGUGAAACAC